CCCAAGCACCCAUAUGUCUCUUGAAUUGACAGUUAGACUUGCUUCUAUAAUGAGCUAGUCAGACGCUCUUGAAUGGCGAUGUCAACUUUGUAUCUCUCGUUUAACUUCUGGUCGUACGGUAUCAUUUUAAUUUUAUUUCUGUCAUAGGAUGUUUAUUUGCACAGUACGUAAACUGUUGAUCGCAAUUGGUCCACUUCCUAAUAAUUAUUCUUAUUUGUGGUUAUAGUUUAGAAGCAACGUCACGAGUGCAAAGAAAUUCCUAAAUUCCUUCAAAGAAAUUAGGAGGUGUUCAUAAAUAAAAAAAGCAUAACCCUAAAGAAUAUAAAUACAACGCACACUGCUAACUGCACAGGAAUAUUAACACAAGACAAGCUCUCAACCGCAUCACAAGAAAAUGGCUCAAUACAAGGGCGCCGCGAGUGAGGCGGGGCGCGCCCAGCAGAUCUUGAAGCGUCGGGAGCGCGAGCAGGAGGAGCUCGAGCAGAAGCGUCGUAAGGUCGAAGAGACGCUCAAGAUCAACAAAAUUGAGAACAAAUUUGCGGUGCAUUGUGAUGCCGUCGAGCAACAGCUCAAGAGCUCUACGAUCGGUCUGGUGACGCUCACGGAAAUGAAGGCCAAGCAAGAAUUCGUCGUCAAGGAGAGGGAGAAAAAGCUUGCAAGGAAGCAGAGAGAAGAAGAGAGGAAGAGGAACCGUGAAAUUCAAGCUAAAAACGAACAAAAAAGAGAAGAAAAAAGAAAGAUCGCCAAACUGAGUUUUGCCCUCGACGAUGACGAUGAGGAGGAGGAAGGCGGAGACGAAGAAGAGGAGAAAGACGGCGACGAAAGCGACGGAGAAAAGGACGAGAAGAAAAAGAAGGGAGGAAUUUUCAAAAAUCCCGACGUGGAUACCAGCUUCUUGCCGGACAGAGAGCGAGAAGAGGAGGAGAACAGGCUUAGAGAAGAGCUGCGACAGGAGUGGGAGAACAAGCAGCAGGCCACCAAGAAUGAAGAGAUCGAGAUCACGUUCAGCUACUGGGACGGCUCAGGCCACCGUCGCUCUGUCGUCAUGAGGAAAGGCAACAGCAUCUACCAGUUCCUGCAGCGGGCGCUUGAGCUCCUGAGGAAAGAGUUCAACGAACUACGCGCGGCCACCGCCGACCAUCUCAUGUACAUCAAAGAGGACCUCAUCAUCCCGCACCAUAACACGUUCUACGACUUCAUUGUCAAUAAGGCCCGCGGCAAGAGCGGCCCGCUCUUCCACUUCGACGUGCGCGACGACGUCAGACUCACCAGCGACGCGAGCAUCGAAAAAGAAGAAUCUCACGCGGGUAAAGUUGUGAUGCGGGGUUGGUACGAACGCAACAAGCACAUAUUCCCAGCCAGCCGCUGGGAACCCUAUGAUCCCAACAAGAACUACGAAAAAUACACCGUGCACGACAGCAAGAAGAAAAAAUAAAGGGACACAUGGAGUUAAAUUUAUUGAUCUUGCCAGAGUCAACAGUUAAUUUACGGUUAGACGCGGAAAUAGAUUUUCAGAGACAUGUUAUCUGGAAUGCAAGUUAAAAUUCUUCAGUCGUCGCAGAAAAAAUAUAGUUUUUUUUAAACUAAAGAUGUAAAAAUUAAAUUUAACGUAACAAUUUCGGGUGGCAGGCGCUGCCUUGCUUUCAUAGUAAAGGUGAAUUUGAUUCACCAUUAUGGAGUCAAGGUUCUUUUCCCAGUAAGAUAACGUAGUUAUUACCAGUUCACAGUAAAUCGAGCAUAUGUGUAAAAUAUCUACUUAACUAACUACAUGAAACUGGAGGUCAACAUUGUACAGAAUUGUGGAUCUGUAUUGGUAUUGAUUUAAUAAGGAGUACAUUACCAUGUCUACCUGAUCCAUAAUGUAAGCUAACUUAAUGAAUAAAAUCCACAUUGCGACAUUACACCUGGCGAAAUUGUAUGGUAGCAGCACUUGUCACGCGCUAUUUUUUUACUUCCCUACCUUAUUUAUAAUUUUAGCAUGUUAUUAAAACCUUCGAUUAUUCUAAGCCUUUUCCACCCCAAUAAAUAAUUUAUACAAUUAUACAUUUUCACACGCGAAAUAAGAUGCCGCAAUCAUGUUUAAUUUAAUCAGUGAUUUUUAUGAAGCGUUUACAACUAAUUCUCUGAGAAUCUUCAAUGAACUUCAUUCAGGAUACCGAUGUAACAACUGAUUUCAAAUAUUAUGUGGCAGUCCAUAAACUUCCGCAUCACAUGAACUAUCUUUACAUAUUAUUUAUCAUAUUUACAAAUUGUCGAAUCUUUUCUAUCCUUAAAACAAGAUUACGACUGUAAAAGUUCAUGUCAUUGGUUGGUUUUCAGAACUCUGUAAAACUAUGCGUCAUAGUCUAAAAAUAAAGCAAAAAAUUUU
Messenger RNA from Hyalella azteca, 2368 nucleotides. Its product is annotated as protein FAM50A. The transcript is spliced from 7 exons. NCBI's taxonomy places the organism in Eukaryota, Metazoa, Arthropoda, Malacostraca, Amphipoda, Hyalellidae. Gene Ontology annotation, cellular component: nucleus. Gene Ontology annotation, biological process: chromatin organization. The record is from RefSeq and is a predicted model, not a curated record. The coding region runs from base 395 to 1435 and encodes 346 amino acids.